Triticum urartu is the source of this 605-nucleotide messenger RNA. The record is from RefSeq and is a predicted model, not a curated record. NCBI's taxonomy places the organism in Eukaryota, Viridiplantae, Streptophyta, Magnoliopsida, Poales, Poaceae.
AAGGGCGUGGGAGAGCGGAAAAAAAUUGCGGGCUCCACACAAGAGAAAACCGCAAACACCCCGUUAAACCUCCACGGUGACUGCAUACGCCGGCGCUGCUGCCUCGCACAACUUCGAGGGGGAGCUGUCCGCGGCGAGCGAAGUUCGGCAUCUCCUUCUCGCCGCUCCGUGGCGGCGAUGCCACCUCGGGCUAUCAGCAUAAAGGUGGCGAGGGAAGAAGAUUUGUCCUCACACAUUGGAAACGAUGGCUUCUAUUUUGAUCUCGUCGACUUCGACAGGGUGAGGGCUUUCCAGAUCCCGGAUAACACGACUAUGUCCCGAUUGAAGGAGGAAAUUGCAGUAGAGUUCAGCAUCCCAUCUCAAUUUCAGCGCCUCUGGUUGUUUUGUAAAAGGCAAAACGGGACAUGGCGUCCUGUUAGGCCAUUCUCUACCGAAGAAAACAAUCUAUCUAACUUUGGGAGUAGCCCGUUUGUGUCUAGUUAGUUUGGUUGUUAUCAUCUUAUUAUCUAUUGGAAAUUGGGUGUCGCUGUGGCUAUGCGAGCUUGCACUCAGCCCACUUCGUUUAAGGAUGCCUGGCUUAUUUUCUUAUUACAAAAAGGUGACAU